Molecule: messenger RNA, 909 nt
Organism: Cynara cardunculus var. scolymus (artichoke)
Lineage: Eukaryota; Viridiplantae; Streptophyta; Magnoliopsida; Asterales; Asteraceae
Exons: 2
Coding region: 1-909 (302 amino acids)
Source: RefSeq, a predicted model, not a curated record
AUGUCGGAUCACGACGAGGCGAGCCAUACUCCACCGGACCCCAAUGUCGGAGAGAAUAUUCGGAGUAACACCAGUAAUGAUGAGAAUGCUCUGAUAUCCCCUCGUACCGAAAGGCUCAUGAAAUAUAUGACAGAUCAGCUUCAAAUAGCGUUAGAACAGCAACGACGUGAAUUUGAGAAACGGUUAACGGAAGAUCGUGAACGUAAUAAUGCUUUAAAACCUGAUGAUAGAGGACAACCAGAUCCUGUACUUGCAAUGCAAUGGAUACAGAAUACCGAAAAGGUGUUUCGGAUCACUCGGAUACCCGAUGAUGAUAAAGUGAAGUACGCAUCCGCGAUGUUCAUCGACCGAGCACUGGUGUGGUGGGAUAAUACGUUCGAAUCCCUUGACCCAAUUACCCAAGAGAAUAUGACGUGGGAAGAAUUUCGAGCUUUAUUCUUUGAGCACUACUGCCCAACGGACCUUCAGAGACGCCUUGAGAAAGAAUUUAUGGAUCUGAAGCAGGGAAAUAUGACUGUGAUUGAGUAUGAGACUGAAUUUAACCGAAAGGCACGGUUUGCUCAACGGUUUAUGACUUCURACCAAGACAAGAUUAAUCAUUUCGUCGAUGGGCUACGACGAGAAAUCUGUGACUUCGUUGCGAACCGUGAUAUUCCGAGUUUUGGUAAAGCUGUCGAAUAUGCUCGACGCCGCGAACAUGAUUUAACGGUACCUAAUGAUACCGUUUCCACACCAAAACGACAAAGAACUGACAGGAUCUUCUCGGCACCGUCACAUAAACCAUCACGACUAUUUACACCAAGACGGGCGCAGACUCAGAACAAUGCUCGUGCUCCUUCUCAAGCCUAUACGUUACAGUCGAGCACACAAAGAGACUGUCGGAGGUGCGGAAAGACACACCAAGGCUAG